Messenger RNA from Panonychus citri (citrus red mite), 1803 nucleotides. RefSeq names its product estradiol 17-beta-dehydrogenase 8-like. The coding region runs from base 86 to 871 and encodes 261 amino acids. Lineage: Eukaryota; Metazoa; Arthropoda; Arachnida; Trombidiformes; Tetranychidae. The record is from RefSeq and is a predicted model, not a curated record. The transcript is spliced from 4 exons. Gene Ontology annotation, molecular function: oxidoreductase activity, acting on the CH-OH group of donors, NAD or NADP as acceptor.
AACCAACAAUUAAACGUUUCUAACGUCAAGUUGUUGUUUUUUAUUCUGUGAUUUCUGGUUAAUUGCGAUUGUUGUUCUGUUAAUCAUGUUGGGAUCAACUGUAAUCAAACGAUGUCUCUCGGAAAACUUUGCUGGCCGAGUUGCUCUGGUCACUGGUGCUGGUGGAGGUAUCGGUCGAGCUGUUAGUUUAAUGUUGGCUGAAAAGGGAUCGUCGGUCGUUUCGGUCGAUAUUAAUGAGGAUCAGGCCGCCGAGACACGGAAACAUUGUGAAUCUUUCCCCGGUAAUCAUGCCUCACGUUCAGUUGAUGUUAGUUCAAAGGAAUCAGUUACUAAAUUGUUUUCCUUUAUCAAGGAAAAUUAUUCAACUCCACCGAGUAUAUUGAUUAACUGUGCUGGUAUAAUUCGUGAUUCAUUCCUAUUGGAAAUGUCCGAGGAAGAUUUUGACAGCGUAAUAAAUGUUAAUCUAAAAGGAACUUUUCUAACCACUCAGGCUGCUGUUGAUGCCAUGGUUGCUGGUAAAGUUGAAGAGGGAUCGAUAAUCAAUUUGUCAAGUGUUUCCGGUAAAAUUGGUAACAUCGGUCAAUGUAAUUACGCUUCGGCUAAACAUGGAAUCGAAUCGUUUACUCGAGUAAUCGCAAAGGAAGUGGCCAAACACAACAUUCGCUGUAACUGUAUCAUGCCGGGUUUCAUCAACACCCAAAUAUUGGCACCGGUUCCUCAGAAAGUAAUGGAUAAAAUAAUUCCACAAAUUCCAUUGAAGCGAAUCGGUAAACCAGAGGAAAUCGCCGAGGCCGUUUGUUUCCUAUCCUCGCCUCGAGCAUCUUACAUAACAGGAAUAACUUUACAGAUUUCUGGUGGUUUGUUUAUGUAAUCAAAUUAAUUACUCCAAUUACGUGUGGACAUUGAUUUAAUUACCUCAACGAUUAUCCAUUCUACUAAUCGUAAUAACGGAUUAAAACCUCAAGUGCCAAUUCAAUCAACUUAUUGGAUCAAUAAUUUCAGCUUAACAUUUAAUCACUUCUAUUUAGUCACACAUUUGGUAUUCUAACUAUAAUCAUUCCCAAGCAAUCAGUUAAUCAAUGUCAUUUAAUUUUCAACAAUCAACAUGUUAGUCCGGUGUUUCUAUUUUAGUUUGGAACUUUUUUUUCUCUCUAAUUUUAACCUCCAAAAUGUUGGAAAUCUUAAAGCGUCAUCAUCUCUGUUAAUAUUUAAUUCUUUCGCCUUGGAUUCGAUCAAUGGUUCUCUAAGACUUUCGUUAUAUAUUUUUUUCUGCUUCCUCCCAAUACCUGUCAACUCAAAUAUCUUAAUCCAAAUUGAUAUCAUUUCUUGUUUACCAACAUUAACUUUAAAUCCAAUCAACGAUUUCCUGGCAAUCAGAAAAAGAUGAUGAAGGAUAAUCAUGAUUAGUUGAUGAUGAUGCAGAUGAUUAAUAUUUACCUUUCACCAACCAUUUGAUUAGAAAGUCAAGAUACUUGUGCUUCCUUCUGGAUUCAACAAAUGGAAAUCAAAAACUAGCCCAAGGUCAAUGAGAAUCCACCUUGAUUACGAUUCUAUCAUCACUUUGAUUUCCUUGAUUAAGAAACAAUCAAUAAGAUGAUUGUUAAGUAAACUAAUUAUCUCACAAAUAUUGUGACUCCUUAACUUGAUGAUGAUAAUUGUAUAAGUACAAUUAAUAUAACAAGAGAAUUUAAUUGUUGAUGAUUAACUAAGAUGGUCAAUUGAUUUUUCAAUAUUCAAUUUCUAAAAGAUAUUAUUUGUAUUUCUAUUAAAUUGUUACGAUAAUUAUAAAGGGGAAACCUUGAA